GGCGGAUCCCGUGUCGCCGCCGCCACCCUCCACUGGAUCUAUUGUCAGGGAAGGAGGAAAUUGCCAUCCGCCGGCAGCGGCGGCACAUCUGGGCGGGCACAUCUGGGCAUGCAACAUCGGCUGCCGGCGCCCGCCUGCUCCGUCCUCCUGCCGGCCGCGCGGAUCGCUGCGGGGCGCGGAGAGGCUGCCGCUCGCCCGCCGCCGGAUCCAUCUUCGGGACCGAACGUAGAACCGGGGGGCGGGGGGGGGUUGGGGAUAAAGGCUGCUUUUUUCUUCUUCCCCUGGGAUCUAUUCCAUGGGGAUGUGUUCAAGACAAGAGAGGAUUCAGAAGGAUAUUGACGUUGUGAUCCAAAAGUGCAAGGCGGAGAAGGACUGCCUGUUUGCAGAUUUCAGGUACUCAGACUCCACCUUUACCUUCACCUACAUUGGAGGCUCCAAAAGUGUAUCCUAUUCAGUGCAUGUCUCUGAGGACUACCCAGAUAACACUUACGUUUCCAGUUCUGAUAAUGAUGAAGAUGUAUUAGUUACAACAGAACCAAUUCCAGUAAUUUUCCACCAAAUUGCUACAGAAUUAAGAAAAACCAGUGAUGUCAACUAUUGCUUAUCCAUUAAAGCAAAAUUACAGAGGGAGAAUGGAGAGGAGUCACAGCACAACAGCACACUUGAAGAAGACUCUGAAGGAGAUAAUGAUUCUGAGGAAUUUUAUUACGGAGGACAGGUUAGCUAUGAUGGAGAACUUCAUAAACACCCACAGCUGGAAGCUGAUUUGAUAGCAGUGAGAGAGAUCUAUGGACCUAAUGCAGUAUCUCUCAGGGAAUAUGGAGCCAUUGAUGAUGUAGAUAUUGAUCUGCAUAUUGAUGUUAGCUUUCUUGAUGAAGAGAUUGCUGUUGCUUGGGAUGUAAUUCGCACAGAACCCAUAGUGGUGCGAUUGCACUGUUCACUUACACAGUACUUAAGUGGUCCAGUGCCAACUGUGGAUGUAUUUCAGAUCUCUACUAAGGAAAGAUUUGGUCUGGGACAUCAGCUGAAAAAAAUCAUGCAGACAUUUGUAACACAGCAGUGGAAGAAUAGCAAAGAGAAAUCUAAUUGUACGCACAAUAAGAAGGUGUCUGACAAAAAGGUGAAAUCCCCUCUGCACAUCUUUUCUACAUUGCGCAGGUCGCCAAGUUAUCCUCCACCUGGCUGUGGUAAAAAUAAAUCAAAACUGAAGUCAGAACAAGAUGGCAUCUCCAAAACUCACAAGCUACUGAGAAGGACUUGCUCCAGCACAGUUAAGGCAGAGUAUAUGUGUGCCACAAAAUCUCACAGAACCUUUGGCCGCUCAUUGUCUAGUGACCCCAGAGCUGAACAGACAAUGGCUGUUAAAUCGCACAAACUCUUGAACCGUUCUUGCUCUGCAGCCGUCAAGCAGGAGGAGUGCAUUACUUUAAAGCCCCAUAAGUUAUUGAGUAGGUCAUGUUCUGGGGAUCCUCGAUGUGAGCACAACAGCACCUUGAAGUCCCACAAACUUUUAAGCAGGUCUUACUCUAGUAAUCUUAGAAUGGAAGAAUUGGAUGGAUUGAAGAAUCACAAAUUACUCAGCAAGACCUACUCCAAUGCCCCUAAAUCAUCCAAAAUGGAGCCUUUCAAGGAGUCCAACAUAGCAGAGGGCAGGCGGCUCUCUCUUACCUCAGGGCUUAUUGGUAUCUUAACACCAUCUUCAUCAUCACCUUCACAAGCUGCUCAAAACUAUGGUGCAAAAUGCAUUCCAGUACGAGACCGUGGCUUUCUUGUGCAGACUAUUGAAUUUGCUGAGCAGCGGAUACCAGUAUUGAAUGAAUACUGUGUAGUUUGUGAUGAACCCCACGUGUUCCAGAAUGGCCCUAUGCUGAGGCCCACAGUUUGUGAACGGGAGCUCUGUGUAUUUGCUUUCCAAACACUGGGAGUAAUGAAUGAAGCUGCUGAUGAAAUUGCUACUGGGGCUCAGGUAGUUGAUCUACUGGUAUCAAUGUGUCGGUCUGCAUUAGAGUCACCUAGGAAAGUUGUUAUUUUUGAGCCAUAUCCUUCUGUAGUUGAUCCUAAUGAUCCUCAGAUGCUGGCCUUUAACCCCAGGAAAAAGAAUUAUGACCGAGUCAUGAAAGCGUUGGAUAGUAUAACUUCUAUUAGAGAGAUGACACAGGCACCUUACUUGGAAAUAAAGAAGCAGAUGGAUAAACAAGACCCACUUGCACAUCCUCUUCUACAAUGGGUUAUUUCUAGUAACAGAUCACAUAUUGUGAAGCUACCAGUGAAUAGGCAACUAAAGUUUAUGCACACUCCCCACCAGUUCCUGCUUCUCAGCAGUCCACCAGCCAAAGAAUCCAAUUUCCGAGCUGCUAAAAACCUUUAUGGAAGUACCUUUGCAUUUCAUGGUUCACACAUUGAAAAUUGGCAUUCCAUCCUGAGAAACGGCUUAGUUGUUGCUUCCAAUACGAGGCUGCAGCUCCAUGGUGCAAUGUUUGGAAGUGGAAUCUACCUUAGUCCAUUGUCAAGCAUAUCAUUUGGUUACUCAGGGAUGAACAAGAAGCAGCAGAAGGUGUCAGCUAAAGAUGAACCAGCUUCAAGCAGUAAGGGCAGCAACACAUCACAGUCACAGAAGAAAGGACAACAGUCACAAUUUUUGCAAAGCCGUAACUUAAAAUGCAUAGCCUUAUGUGAAGUGAUAACCUCAUCCGAUCUGCACAAACAUGGAGAGAUUUGGGUAGUUCCCAACACAGAUCAUGUGUGUACAAGGUUUUUCUUUGUUUACGAAGAUGGUCAAGUGGGUGAUACAAGUAUAAAUACACAAGAACCGAGCAUUCAUAAAGAGAUUCUUCGAGUCAUUGGCAAUCAAACUGCUACUGGUUAAAAGGACCACUCUUAUUUAAUUGGUGUGGUUUGGAAGCCUUCCUCAGUCUCAAAGCUGGAAUUUGGACUGAAGAAGAUGCAAAAAAACCCUAAUUUAUUAUUAUUAUUCUAAGAAAAUUAACCCUUUGAAUACUUACUGUUUUCUUACGCAGUGUUUCUUAUCAAAAUGCCUGAGAUGGUAUGAAUUAACAACUGUUGGGGUGCAAAGUCUAUUAACAUACUACAACUAACAAUGAUUAAGCAGGCAUUUGGGUUGCUCACAAUAAACAGACUUUAAAAAAAGGAGUUUUGUGCUGAUAUUUUUAUAUUAAAUUCUUCAGUUGGAGGCUUUAAAACUGUAAACUGGUAUUUUAAAUUUAGAAUGACUGAAUUAUGUGCAAGUGAGAAAAUUUUAUAGUGGAGCACUUGUAUUAUGCAGGAUACUUUGCCAUAAGUAAAAUAUUCUCACAUUUAAACACAAUAAAGAGUUUCCUGGAACAUGUCAAAUCAAAGAGAUUGGUUACCUGCAGCUACCUUAAAUUAAUUUGAUUUUACAAAGACACAGUCAGGAGUUAGAGUCCAAGGUUAAAACAGUGUAGUUUUGGUAUAAUGUGUGAAACAGAGAAAACUAAUGACAUGAUGAUGUAUGUUUAGUUUUCUUUAUCAUUGCUGAAAACACUGUCAUACCCACUAAGCAGCUCUGUUAAAAUUAUUAAUCAAACAAGCUUAGCAAACAAUUUGAAAGUCAGAAGCUGUUAACUUUCUUCUUAGAAAUUUGUUUUUUAUAUACUAGAUUUGUUAAGUUUUUUCAAAUCAGUAAUGUCCUUUACCUUUUCCAUCUUGACGUCUGUGAGAUUACUCUGUGGCUAAAUUUAGCCAGGUAGGUAAAAGUACCUGCUAAAUUAGAGCUUUAACAUGACUCAGUUGUUGUUUCUACAUCAGAGAACCAGAAGAUAAAAUAUACUGAUAUCGCUAAGUGAAAGUCUUUCUAUUAUUUUAUUUCUAAGAGAAAACAAACCAGUUCGUAUCUUUGGUGUUUGAACUAGCAGCUACUUUUCCCAAGUGUGCAUUAUGGCAACUUGGGACAGGGCCUGGUCUCCAAAGCAUAAAGCAUAUCCUGUGCCCUGGGCAGCUCUCACAGUAGCCAUCUUGCAGCAUCACACCUUAAAUAUGGAGAGCAAUUCAACUUGCCUAUCUGUGCCCUGGUCACGUCGAAAAGUAAAAAUAGACUAAAUCCUCUACUCACUUAAGUUAUCUUUGUUAAAUAGCAGUACAAAAGAGGAGCAGCUAAUGUUUUUCUUUUAAAUCAAAUUGCAUAAAGAGGAUUAUGUUCACAUUUACUCCUUAUUUUUUAUUUACCUCUCCCUUACUCCUUGCUGUAUGCUUUUACACACCUGGAGAUGUUGGGGGCUUUUUUUGUGUUCCAGACUUACUUGGUGUGAAUCUUGGUUUUUCUGAGUUCACGUCCAGACUUGUCAACCCAAUUCUGUUUUCAGAGCCCCAUUUUGCUGUUGAAUUUUUGCUAUUUAACAUUCACCCUCUUUGGCAGACCCCUCACUCAAAAACCAGUACCUUAAUUGUUAUCUUUUAUGUUGGGACACUGGUUAACUUCUUGAAACAAAAUUCCUGAAAUAUUCCAGUCUACAUAAGGACUGCAUUAAUUUGGGUAGCUGCACAAAAUCAGCAUAGUUCAAAAGUGGAGCUGAAAACCUGGAGUGCCAAUCCAUCGUAGUUUGUCCUACAGUAUGUCUAAAUCACCCUCAUUUUGCAGAACACAGAAGGAGGUUAAAAAGUCCUCGAAGAUGUCCUACAUUGACUUGUUUUUUUUUAUAGUUUGCCAUUAUGAGAGGUUCCUCAGAAAACUAGGGAUGAACAAAAUAAAGCUAUGUAUAAACUGGAGAAGCCAAAUAAGCAGGAACAUUUUCUUAGUUCCCUGAAGCUGCAGAAUUCACAAGUGAGCUCUUUUAGAGGCUGAGAGGUGUAGCUUUAGAACCAAGUGUAGCUACAGCUACAGUGAAUUAGGCUUGCUUUGCACAGUGAUGUCACGUUGCCUGCCAUUUUUUUGCUCUCAUAAGCACUGUCAUUGAAAAGGAGAGAAAAACAUAUAUCUGCCGAGUUUUAAGACUGCUCAAAAUAUUGUUGUAUAUGGAAGAGAGAAAGGGGAAGUGUGAAGGAAAGCAGAACUCAGAGGAAACCUUUCUGUUGUAGUGUGGCAACAGUACAUCAAGGAGUUUUGAGGGCAGUGGCUGAAGUCUGGGGACAACAAAAGAUGACCAAGAGAAAGACAUAAUAUGAUGAGCAUAGGCAUUACAAAUCACUAAAUGUACCACUAGCAGCUCACAUCCCCCCAUUUGUGUGGUGGGAAAAAGGGAUGGGGCUAACAGAACAUCUGUAUUGUGUGCCUGAGGGAACUCAGGAACCUCCAGGCCAUCUGGAAAGGUGGCGAGGGCACUGCAGUACUCCAAGGAAUCAUAUCCAGUACUGCAAGCAAAGCAAUGGAAUUAAUUAACAUUUCACUUGCUACACAGUAUCUCAGAUAAUUUUUUAAUUAGCCAAAAUGGGAAACCUUUUGGUGUUAUUUCAUCUGCAGGUGAAAAUAAGUCUUCAGAUUGUUCCCCUACAGAAGUGUUUGUUAUUAUUGAUGUGUUUUGGUUUUUUUUUUUAAAGGUUAAGGAAAAAAAGGGGGUUCUGUUUGGACUUACUGGUUAGUCAAAAAUAGAUAGCAAACUUCAAAAUUUAAACAAAUAAUAAUUGAAACAAAUACAAACCUUUCACAAAUAGCUUUUAAUCACAGACAAGAAAGAGCCCCAGACUUUAAUAGUCUUCUUGGUACAAGUCUCCAUGAAGUUGUAUCUAAGUAACUGUGAGUGUGCCCAGCGUGGAGCAACUGAUGGAGUUCUUGAGAUGGAACUUUCUGACUUAAUUCUACAUCCCACACCAAAUUACAAAUCCACAAAUCCGAGGGUUUGAUGGAGAAAUUAUGUUAAUACUUUAAUGUUGCACCCUAAUUAGAAAUUGACCUAUUUGUACUUCUGUAAGUAUUUUAAACACUGAGAAAGGAAUCAAAAAAGAUGCUUUUAAACCUUUCUUGAAAUUCAGUAUUUAGCAUUCAAGGGGUUAAGCAACUUGGGUUAUUUUCUUAUAUAAUAUAUGAUCAGCAUAACUAUUUUCAUCAGCAGUGCUAAACUGUUUUGAUCACCUAAGUAUUUGGCUCUGCAUUACUAAUCAUAUAAUAGCCAAUUUGUAUGAUAUUCUGCUUAAUGUUUUAGAGGAACUAGUUGAUCACACCAGAAUUGUUUAUGCUUGUGUUUUCUCUAAAGCCCUUGAAAAACUGUUACUGAUGCUGUAUAAUUUUAAUAUUAUAGCUGUUGGUACUAAAAAUGCAUCUAUUGAAUAAUGCUAAGAUUAUGCUUUUGUUAAUACAAACAGAAGACCACUUCCAAAUGAAGACUUUGGGCUCACAUCAAUUAUACUAUGGUAAUAAACAAUUUUCUACUUUGGAAAUAUUUAGCAUACUUUCAACACUGAUGAGUACAAAGUGAAAAAAAAAAUGCAUUAACCAAAAUGAAGAGAAUUGUGAUUUAAAAAGAAAAUGAAAAAUUAAACAAAUAUAGAAAGACUGUACAGUGACUUUGGCAUUAUAUUAACUAAAAUGGAUUUCUUCUUGGUUGUAGAAGAUAAAAGUCAAAUAAAAAGAGUACUUGUUAUUACUGAUAGGGUCAGUCAGAGCAAAAGCACUCUGUAAUCUUAGCAUUUUCAAAGCAUGCAGGUUUGGGGUCUGACCCUGCAUUGUGCUAAACACCCACUGCAGGUGCUGGGGGUUAGGCCCUUGAACAAAUGUAGGUAUUUUUUGUACAUGUCAUUCCUGGCUCUUGUGGUAAGUGUUUUACAGGCCUCUGAUGCCAAGGCCUGUGGCUGCUGGCAUCAGCAUGAAAGCUCCGUGCUUGGGUAGGCCUUGUCCUGGCUUCUUUUGCUACCCGAGAGUGGGGCAGCGGUGGAGGCCUCAGUGGUGAGAGUGGCAGGAAGAAUGGGCAGGAGAAGUCCCAGUGGUCAGGGCUGAGCCUCGCUGUGUCCUCACAGAGCCUACAGUUGUUUUGUGGGGUGCAGCAGGAUGCAGCACUGUGCAAAGCUGCAGCAUGCAAAACGCAGUGUGGGUUGGGUGUCCUGCUGGUCUCCCUUGUUAGCGCUACCAUAAAGGGAAAGAUGGGCCCGUGGGUUAGAUGCAGCAAAGCUGUUUGUUGGCAGAGCGGAUAAAACAAGUGUAGGGCUGAGAGUGGUUUGAAAAGUAUCUCGAGUCCAGUCAGCCAGGGCUGUAUUAAUAACCAAAUUUAUUCCUUAAAGCACUGAGGAGUAGAGGUAAGCUCAUACCUCAGAGGGGAUAAAUAAAUAAAAUUUAAAGCCAGGCAGCUCUCUGCAUGCGCAGUGUCACGUACAGUGCACGAGGCUGUCUGUCACAAGGGGAUCGAAUCUCUGGAUUCGGCUUUGGACACUUCGGGUGUGAAGUGAGGGGCUCCACCGCAUCAUGGGGUCAGUUCUGGCCGCCUCCCAGCAGCAGCCGCUGCCAUGAGCGGGUGAGUGAAAUACCGAGCUGCUCCCUGGUGUGAGGAACGCCAGAUGCGUUGGGUGUUCCUGGUCUGCCGGGGAAUGGCAAUGAUGUAUAUUACAGCCCAUUACACUUUGCAUUGGGGUUUUGUAUGAUAUAUUAGGUAUAAGACUUUUGUAACGAGAAAACAAAAUAGAAUUAAAGUAGUAGUUAGUUCAAUGUAUCUAAUGUGUGAAAAAGCUGUUGAAAAGUAGAUUACAUUAAGUGUUUACCAGCAAGUCAGUAAAAAUAGUCCUUAUACACAUAUAAUUUAAUGUUCUGAACAUAAUUUUAUAUUUACCCAAUAUGUAUUGUAUCUUUGAAUUUUAAGAAGCAUCCACUCCUUUCUGUAUACAUAAAAUAUGCCUAUGUUUCUUUUAACUCUACAACCUUUUUUUCUCUGAAUAAAUAUAUUAAAUUCUGUGCACAAAAUAGUACCGCCGCCUGCUAUUUAGCCUAUGGUGCCUUAGAGUUACUACAAAUAUUUAACAAAAUGUACAUAAUGUAAAUACUGCCAGAAGAUCACUAAGGCCAAAUAUUUUCUCUAUUCACUUUUUACUGCACUUGCUUUCUAUUGCUAUUUAAGCCUCUUUUAUCCAGAUUUGUAACAGUUAUAACAUUGUAGCCAAUGUAAAUGUUUACUUUCAAUAAAUCAGAAUUUGUUCAAUAA
Molecule: messenger RNA, 8096 nt
Organism: Coturnix japonica (Japanese quail)
Lineage: Eukaryota; Metazoa; Chordata; Aves; Galliformes; Phasianidae
Gene: PARP8
Product: poly(ADP-ribose) polymerase family member 8
Molecular function (GO): NAD+ poly-ADP-ribosyltransferase activity
Source: RefSeq, a predicted model, not a curated record